Molecule: messenger RNA, 1581 nt
Organism: Plasmodium malariae
Lineage: Eukaryota; Apicomplexa; Aconoidasida; Haemosporida; Plasmodiidae
Product: conserved Plasmodium protein, unknown function
Exons: 6
Coding region: 1-1581 (526 amino acids)
Source: RefSeq, a predicted model, not a curated record
AUGAUUUUCAUGGGAUUAAGUGGUGAUUACAAUGCUAGAAUAAAUUUAAAAAUAAAAUUUAUUGUUAAAUCAAUAACAAAAGUUCUAACAAAGCAUUUAAUAUUAAUAAGUAUUUUAAAUUUAAUUAUUUCACUAUGUUACAAUUAUGUUAUAAACAGAGACAGUAAUCACCAGUUAAAUAUCGUAGCACACUUACUAAGAGGAACAUUUGUUAGCUCGGUACCAUCAUGUUUAACCAUAUCAUUAUUAAUAUUUUUUAAGGAGCACAGCUUGAAUAAUUAUAAGUACAAAGAAUGGAAUCUGCUAAAUGUAUUAUGUGUAAUACUAACCUUUUAUAGCAUAUUUUAUACUAAAACAGUUUUUUCAAAGGAUUAUGGGAACAAUAUAUACGACAUUUUAUAUGUAGCAUCCAUAUCGUAUAUAUUACAAAAAAGAUUUAAUACAAGAAAGUUGAAUAUUCAUGAUUUCCAGCACUGCAUCAAUGCAGAAACGAAAAAUAUAAUUGAGCUAAUUCAAAAGGGAAUAAUUUUAAAUAUAAUGCCACUCGCAUUCUCAUAUGUAUUGAGUUUUGUUGUUGACAUUUUAUUAACAAUAAUUAACAGUAUCAGCUUUAACAUUCUUAUAAAUAUUCUGACACACCCAUUUGAUGUAAUAUUGAGUUUGCCAAAAAUAUAUAACUUAUCAAAUAUUUAUGUUCUUAACAAUUUUUCAUAUUGUGUAUCCAUAUUUUCUUCCAUAUGGAUAACAACAAUAUUAGAGUAUCAUUUUAUUAUUUUCAAUUUCAUAUUUAAUAAAUAUGACUGUAAAGUUCUUACAUCAUUAAAUAAAUUUCCAAUGCAUAAUCAAUGUUCGUAUCAUGAUGAAUUCUUUGUUGUUACUUGUAUAUAUAACUAUCUAAAAGAUAUAAGUUACAGAAUAAAAGGAAAUAAUAUUGAGAUAACAAAUAUGGAUAAGAAAACGAAAUUAAAACUAUUGUUAUUUAAAAAAUUAAUAUUAAUCAACGCAAGUUUAAAAUAUAAAGAUGAGCUGAAUAUAUUAAGUCAUUUAUGUAAUCCAAUAAAUACCAUCUUAUUUGAAGACAACAAGUUUUGGAAUGCUUAUAUUGAUUCAUGUAUAUUAUGUAUUGAAGACUUAAUUAAUCAAUUAAAAAAAUACAUAAAUAUUUUAAAUCAUGACCAAACUAUUUACUCUGUUGAAGAAAAAUUAGAACUAAAGAGUGUAUUAGAAAAGCAUAGAAUAAGUAAAUUAAAGGACACCAUUGUAUUAACAUGCAUUUAUUUAAAGGGAGUUGCAUUAUGGUCUAUUGCAAUAAGUAUUAUCUGUAAAAAUGUUAUAGUGUCGGUUAUCAGGAAGUUAUCAUCAAUUAUAGUAUCCUUAUCAUAUGUUUUAUUUGACUUUUUAAAUUUUAUUAAAAUAAAUGAAUUAUAUGAUCCAUUACACCACCUACUUUAUGAAAUGAAUUCCAUUGUUGAUAUUUUUAAAUUUUAUAAGGAAGAUAUCUUAGAUAACAAAUAUCAAUAUUCAUACAAUUUAUACAAAGGCUUAUCAUAUUUAUUCAGAAGUAAUUCGUUAAAAUAUUAA